Parasteatoda tepidariorum (common house spider) is the source of this 2409-nucleotide messenger RNA. Its product is annotated as putative NADPH-dependent quinone oxidoreductase VAT1L. Gene Ontology annotation, molecular function: oxidoreductase activity; zinc ion binding. Lineage: Eukaryota; Metazoa; Arthropoda; Arachnida; Araneae; Theridiidae. The record is from RefSeq and is a predicted model, not a curated record.
AUGGAAUCUAUCGAUUUAUUAAUGUUCUUAACCGUGUCUGUCGCUGCGCUUAAUGAUUCAUUUUCAACUGUCUGGUCGCUAUCGUUAAGUUACUGAACUUAUAUAUUUGGGUGGGGCUUAAAAUUAUUGCCUUAAACUUCAAUAAAUUUUUCUGAAAGAUGGAAGAAACAAAGACAGCUUCUACUGAAAAAGUCGGUGAUGGAAACACUGACACCGAAACCAAGCCAAAGACUGAAAAUGAAGUUCAAGAUGCUGUUGAAGCCAAGGAAGAACAGCCUCCUGCUAAAGAGAUGAAAGCUGUUGUUCUUACCAGUUUUGGUGGGUUAAAAGCAGUUAAAAUUCAAAAUAAACCCGAGCCCACUGCUGCUGAAGGUGAAGUCUUAAUUCGUGUCAAAGCAUGUGGUUUGAAUUUCUUGGAUGUUAUGUUGAGGCAAGGAGCUGUCGACAAUCCUCCAAAACUACCAGUUAUUAUGGGUUAUGAAUGUGCUGGUGAGGUUGAAAAUAUCGGGGAAGGUGUUACAGAUUUUCAAAUUGGUGACAGAGUUGCUGCCAUGACAGAUUGUAAAGCCUGGGCUGAGCUUGUGGCAGUCAAUACAAAAUAUGUGUACAAACUUCCUCAAGAUAUGAAUUUUCAAGAUGCUGCAGCUAUAUUGAUGAAUUAUGUUGUGGCUUAUGGUCUUUUAUUUGACACAGCUUGUGUUAGAGCAAAUCAGACUAUUCUGAUACAUUCAGCUGGUGGUGGAGUUGGUUUAGCUGUAGCUCAACUUCUGAAAACCGUUCAAAAUGUUACACUGAUUGGCACUGCCUCAAAGCACAAAAUUGAGUCUAUUAAGGAUCACUUCACUCAUCUAAUUGAACAUGGCUCUGAUUAUGUUCAAGAAGUAAAAAAAUUGGCUCCAGAUGGUGUUGAUAUAGUUUUGGAUUGUCUUUGUGGUGAAGAUGCAAACAAAGGUUAUGGUCUUCUGAAACCAAUGGGUCGAUACAUUUUAUAUGGAAAUUCUAACAUAAUCACAGGAGAGACCAAAAGCAUAUUUAGUGCAGCUAAAUCUUGGUGGCAAGUUAGUAAGCUAAAGCCCUUGAAGCUCUUUGAUGAGAAUCGAUCAGUUUCCGGGUUUCAUCUGAGGCAUCUAUUGUACAAGCAAAAUGGCCAUGAUUAUGUUAAAGGUGUGGUUGAAAGAAUCUUCAAGCUUUACUUAGAUGGACAAAUAAAGCCUGUCAUAGAUUCAACUUACGCAUUCGAAGAUAUACCUGAAGGUAUGCAGAAACUUCAUGAAAGGAAUAACAUUGGCAAGAUUACAAUUGAUCCUUCAAUGGAACCAAAGCCUAAACCAGUGGUGGAAAGCAAGAAAAGGAAAGAUUCAAUGAAAGCUGACAAAAAGGCUAGUGUAAAAGCUGAAAAGACUGAAGAAAACGAUGCAGGUAAAAAACCUGAAGAAAAAUCUGAAAAAACAGAAGAGAAGCCUGAUAAACCAGAAGAAAAGGAUAAGGAUGCUCCUGCAGAUGCUAGUUAAUUUGGGAGUAUAGAAACCUGAUAAAUGAACCUCUUCUCUUGCUUUAAAAAAAGCUUGCAUGUGCUGUUUAUGCUGAAAUUGUGGUAUUAUUUUUUACUUGUGCUGUUUAUGUGUUAAAACACUGCUCAAUUCUACAGUUUUUUAUACUGGCAGAUUAUUUUUUCUCAACUUUUUACAUUUUUGUUUAAAAUGAUAUACACUAUAUUUUAAAAAUGAAUUUGUACUCUUUGAAGUUUAUAAGCUUUGUAUUAAUUUUUAAACCUUAGAUUUGUGCAUCGAAUUGCUUGAUAUUUAAAUGUGAUAAAUCUGAUCUUUUUUAAUUUGAGAUUUUUGAUAAGGAACUGAGUUGUAUCUACUUAAUUAUCACAGCUAUGGUUGUAAAGUUCAUGGGUCAAUGUCUCUUUUUUUAGGAAUGUAUGCAUUUUCUUUUGUAAUGACUUUUCAAAGUAUUUUUCUUUUUUAGACUAUUUGUAUAAAUUGCAUUCCAUGUUUGCUACAUGAUAUUUGUAACUUUGUAAAGGAACUUUUGUAAAAAAAUUUACUUGUAACAGCUUUGUUUAUACACGAUCAAGUUUUUUUUUUCUAGUUAGUAGUCAUUUUUUAGUUUGUGAUAUUUUUAAGUUCCUUUUUUUUUUUUGUCUAUUUCUCUGCACUCUUGCUCAACUGUCAUACCAUUAUUUGUAGUUAUUUUUCUACCUCGUGUUUUUUUUUUACCCUAGAUGCAGGUUUCAUUUUAACUACUCUUUUUACCAUUUGCAGUAGACUUUUAGUUCAUUUGUAAGAUUCUUUCAGCAACUGCUUUCAUUGUUACUCAUGAAUUUUCGUUUAUAAUCGUUGUGCCUUGUCAUUAUUUCUGAUUGAGAACUGCUUUCUCACAAUAAACAAUAUUCUAAUUUAA